UACGAAUCAAUAAGUGGUAAAAAUAUAUUGUUCCCUCCAUCUGUUUUGGUUUAAUUAAAGGGCGAGGAUUGAGUUGCCACCAGAGGCUUACUCCAGCGGUAUUAAGUCUUUAGAUAAUAAAGAUCAGCUACAUUGUGGACAAGCUGUAAGGGUGACCACAUCGUACAAACAUGUUGAAGAAGCCCAAACUAAUUGCUUUUGAUCUUGACUACACCCUGUGGCCAUUUUGGGUGGACACACAUGUGGACCCACCAUUUCGGAAGGCUAAUAAAUGGUAUUCCAGGAAUGGGCAGGUGGUGGAUGCCCAGUCUAGGAAGGUUAAAUACUACAAGGAGGUACCAAGUGUACUGAAGCAGCUCCAUAAUGAAGGCUAUGUCCUGGCAGUUGCAUCACGCACUGGGGAAAUUGAUGGUGCAAAUCAGCUCUUGAAACUCUUUGACUGGGAGAAAUACUUCACCUACAAAGAAAUCUAUCCUGGGUCUAAGACUACACACUUUCAAAGAAUCAAAACAAAAUCUGGAAUUGACUUCAGUGAAAUGCUCUUCUUUGAUGAUGAACACCGGAACAAAAUUGACCUUAACACCAUUGGUGUUUUAAUGAUAUUGGUUGAUGAUGGUGUGACUCAAGAGUUGAUAAGAAAAGGACUAGAAAAUUUUUCUGAACAGUAUGGCAGUAAAUAAACUAAAAAUAAGCUGAUGAAGUGAUAAGAAGGGUUACCAACCGUUUCCACCACUUGCCUAGUCGAUGGGGCAUGCAUGCCCUCAGCUAAGUACUAUACCACUCACAGCGAGGUGGCUACUCACACUUUGCUUGGGUUAAGGGAAAGACAGCCCCUACCUACAGCCAUUACACCCCCACCUCUUAGCAUUGCUUUUGUUUUUGCCACAUUCACACCAUUUAAUUCCAUUCCAUGCUUCCAUUUCUGGAAAUUUUCCACUAUCAGCACUAAGUUGUUAACAUAUAACAACUCCUAGGGUGGACCAGACCUUAAUUAUUGUAACAGUGCCUCGAGUACCACAAUAAAGAGAAGGGGACUCAAGAAAAAACCUUGAUGGACCCCCACUUUUAUAUAAAAUUUCUCAAUUUCUUCACUAUUCACUGUCACAGAGGUUCUUGAGCAUGAAUACAAUGCCAUAACCACUCAAACAAGACACUCCUCAACCCAAAACUUUCUCAUUGCCUACUGUACUGUACUACUUCACGUGGUAUCCUGUCAAAUGCCUUCUCAAAGUCCAAAAUUACAAGAUGCAACUUUCUCUCCUUAGAUAUUUCUCUUAUAUUUGUCUCACAAUAUAUUUUGCCUCUGUAGUCCCCCUGCCAGGCAUAAGCCCAAGCUGCAUUUCAUUAAUGUCCACUCUCUCCCUUAAGAAUUUCUCAUUCACUCUUUCCACAAGUUUUAUAAUUUGGUCUUACAGUUUUAGACUUCUUCACUGUCCUCUUAUAAGUACAGUAUUUAUGAUUUCACUCUUCAGCCAGUCAGCUGGAGCAAUAUAUUCCAUCAUAUUUUCAUUAAUCAAUUAAGCCACCUUUGUCACACCAGCAUUGGCUGAUUUUUUCAACAUUUCUGCAACUUCCAGAACUACCGGUACCAGCAACCUUUCCAAU
Homarus americanus (American lobster) is the source of this 1605-nucleotide messenger RNA. Its product is annotated as magnesium-dependent phosphatase 1-like. The record is from RefSeq and is a predicted model, not a curated record. The coding region runs from base 171 to 680 and encodes 169 amino acids. Gene Ontology annotation, molecular function: acid phosphatase activity. The transcript is spliced from 6 exons. NCBI's taxonomy places the organism in Eukaryota, Metazoa, Arthropoda, Malacostraca, Decapoda, Nephropidae.